GAAUAUAACAGCUGUCCGUCUCUUUAACACUUGGCAGUGUUUUUUUAAUUGCAAAAUAACACAAUAAAUUUGGUGUCACAGUCAAAAUGUGGUUCGAAAUCUUACCAGCCGCCGGAAUCAUUACCGUGGCACUCUCCGUGCCCAUAUACGCAAUGUAUGGUCUGCAGAAGCUGACAUUGGGAAAUGCCUACCGCCGCAAUAUGGACGAACGCUUCGACCGUGUUAUGUAUCAGCGCGAUUUCCGACUGACCGACAAUCCCUACAUUAUGAACGGUCUGGAGGCAGUACAAGAUGAAGAUGACGCAGAAAAGAAGAAAGAGAAAGAGGGUGAAAUCAAAAAAGAAGAGAAGAUAAAAAGUCAAGAACAGAACUAAUUUUAAGUUUAUUUGAAAUAAUGAUUUAUGUUGUUGAGCUUUGUAAACAACUGGAAUAAACUGGACGCAAGA
Drosophila hydei is the source of this 446-nucleotide messenger RNA. RefSeq lists its product as uncharacterized. Bases 87 to 374 code for a protein of 95 amino acids. Lineage: Eukaryota; Metazoa; Arthropoda; Insecta; Diptera; Drosophilidae. The transcript is spliced from 3 exons. The record is from RefSeq and is a predicted model, not a curated record.